Puntigrus tetrazona (Sumatra barb) is the source of this 1983-nucleotide messenger RNA. It is a transcript of the gene otol1b, whose product is annotated as otolin 1b. Lineage: Eukaryota; Metazoa; Chordata; Actinopteri; Cypriniformes; Cyprinidae. The record is from RefSeq and is a predicted model, not a curated record. The transcript is spliced from 8 exons. The coding region runs from base 1 to 1941 and encodes 646 amino acids. Gene Ontology annotation, molecular function: protein binding.
AUGUGUUUGCUCCUGAUUGUGGAGCAGCUCUGCAGGGGCUCCGGGGUUGUAUUGCGACACCGGCUCCGUGUCCUAUGGUUUACCCUGUCUCGCUCCCAUAAGGCUUUUCAGGACCGGUGGGGGGGGCCGGUGUUCAGCGGAGCCUCUCUUCGCAUGGGCCGGAGUAAAGUGAGCACUAUGGCUGGAUGGGUAUCGCCCCCUGGCCCUGCUGUGCUCCGCAUACCUCCUUCUAUAGCCUAUGUUCCUCUGGCAGCUCCUGGUCUCAGCGAGCGCUCUGCAGGCCUGCGUCACCCGUCUCUAACUGUUCUGAGAGCGAAAGCGUGGGGAGUUCUGACCCAGGUAUCUGAGGUACUGAGGCUGGAGAUCUGGAGAUCUACUCUUCUGCAGACUUCAUUUUCCACCCUGCUCCAAGUAAACCCUUGUUUAGCUGGUUUAGGAGCAGGAUCCAGCGUGCUAUCUAGAGUGACUUACUAUAAGAAGACUAUACGGAAAAUGGGGAUGAUCUUUGAACGCGCCAUCUUCGUAACUGUAUUAGCACUGACCUUUAUAACCCUGUGUGACACCAUCAAGCCCACUCAGAGGCCAAAGUACCAGUACACCAAGAAACCCCCUCGAGAGCUGGUCCAAACCACUGUAUAUGUGGGCAAGCCUACAGCCACCGCACGGAUUGUGGACUACACCAAAACAAGAGAGCGCUUCCCUGCGCAUAUCACAACAGAGAGCACUACCGUUCCUGCUGACAGCUAUAUCGACUACCCUACAGACACCACCGCAUCUCCCACCACAGCCAAAGACAAUUACACACUAGACUACAACGAAUGCUACUUCAACUUCUGUGAGUGCUGCCCUCCAGAGAAAGGUCCGCAAGGCUUCAAAGGAGACGUAGGACUGCCAGGCCCACCUGGAGAAAAAGGAGAAUCUGGAUCCAAAGGUAUUCCGGGCCCAAUAGGGCCAAAGGGUUUUUCAGGAUCUAAAGGGGAUAAAGGAGAGAAAGGUGAUCAAGGAAACAUAGGACUGACUGGAUCUCCAGGCAUCCAGGGAAAGGCUGGAAUGAAAGGUGAGAUGGGUAUUAAAGGUGAGAAGGGUGCAGCUGGACUUCCUGGAUUCAAAGGUUCAAAGGGAGAAAAAGGGGAUCCAAAUCUGAAUGUGUCUAAAGGUGAUCAAGGAGAUCCAGGCAAAGAUGGACCACCAGGUCCCCAAGGCAUGACUGGUGAAAAGGGUGAAAAGGGUGAUAGAGGAGAGUGUGGUUUACUUGGAGAGAGGGGCCAGAAAGGUGAGCCGGGUGAUCCCGGGCCACCAGGCGUGCGUGGAGACCCUGGUCCAUCCGGGCAACAUGGCAUGCAUGGGACUCCAGGAAGUGCCGGAGAACGCGGAGAACCAGGAACUCCUGGAGCAAAGGGCGAGCCAGGAGCACGAGGACCAGUAGGAGUCAAAGGUAUGAGAGGUCUGAGGGGAAUGAAGGGUGACCGCGGCCUCCAAGGAAAACGUGGAGACCGAGGCCUACGGGGACUAAAGGGCUCAAUGGGUCAAAGUGGAUCGAGAGUACGGUCUGCUUUCAGCGUCGGCUUAUACCCGAGCAAGUCUUUUCCACCAUCGGGAUUUCCAGUUCGCUUCGACAAGAUCUUCUACAAUGGAGAAAACCACUACGACAUAGUCACGAGCAAAUUCAACUGCACGUACUCGGGAGUUUAUGUGUUCUCCUACCAGAUUACGGUAAGAAACAAGCCGCUGCGCGCUUCUCUGGUGGUGAAUGGGGUGCGUAAGGUACGCUCGAGAGACACCCUACAGGGUCAAGACAUUGACCAGGCGUCCAAUCUGGUGAUCCUGAAGCUGGAGGUUGGAGACCAGGUGUGGGUAGAGACGCUGAGAGACUGGAACGGUGUGUACUCCAGCAGCGAGGAUGACAGCACCUUCUCUGGGUUCUUGCUCUACCCUGACUAACACCAUCUUCAUGGCUAGAUCUUGAACUGAACUUUACAUGAC